Nothobranchius furzeri (turquoise killifish) is the source of this 2791-nucleotide messenger RNA. RefSeq names its product ankyrin repeat and BTB (POZ) domain containing 1 (gene abtb1). Gene Ontology annotation, cellular component: ubiquitin ligase complex; cytoplasm. Lineage: Eukaryota; Metazoa; Chordata; Actinopteri; Cyprinodontiformes; Nothobranchiidae. Gene Ontology annotation, molecular function: protein binding. The record is from RefSeq and is a predicted model, not a curated record.
AGGAGGCUUACGCUAAUCACGUGACUCACGACCAAAACGCAGAACCGAACCUGGUCAACAAUUGUGCUAGAAGGUGUCUGAAGCCUUUAAACUUUAUCACCCUCCACUCAGCAGCAACCUAAAUUGCACCAAGCCAUCGUUCACCUGUCCGGUAGACAGGCCGUCUCAAUGCAUCACAGAGGACCGACAACACCGAGGCUGCCAUGGAUGUGUACGAUUUGUUUAGUAGUUGCAGGAAGGGUGACAUUUGUAGAGUCAGAUACCUUGUUGAGCAAAGAGAUGUGGACCUCAAUGUGAGAGAUAAAUGGGACAGCACCCCUCUCUAUUAUGCCUGUCUCUGUGGUCAUGAGGAGCUGGUCCAGUACCUGUUGGCUAGUGGCGCCAAGUGUGAAGCCAACACGUUUGAUGGUGAGAGGUGUGUCUACGGCUCUCUGAGUGACUCGAUACGACGCCUGCUGAAAGACUAUAAGUGUGUCAGCGUCCGAGCCAUGCAGAGGAAUGACUUUAACUACUUUCUGCACAUGUUACUGGAGCAGGGUCAGCACAGCGACGUCAAGUUCCAGGUUCAUGGACAAACAUUUCCAGCCCACCGAUGUGUCCUCAGUGCCCGCUCAGAGUAUUUUACAGAAAUGUUUGAGACCAAGUGGAAUGGGAAGAGCCUGAUCACACUCAAGCACCCUCUGAUAAAUCCUGCAGCCUUUGGAGCAAUUCUGCAAUAUUUUUAUACUGGACGAAUGGAUAUUGACAUAAAUCUGGUGGAGGACAGCAGGCGACUCGCUAAGCAGUGUAAAAUGACAGAUCUAAUAGAAGAGCUGGAGAAUAAAUGUAAACAGGUCUAUGACUUUGUGUCAUCCAAGCCAGGCACCUAUGUGCAUGUUCUCAGCCUGGAGCCUCACACGUGUCAACUCCAGGAGGAGAUGGCUCAGUUAGCGGACAGCGCCUUACCCACUGAACUACAAGUAGGAUUUGGUGAGCUUCCUUUCAACAGAGUCAACCGUUUCCCAACUUAUCCUGAUAUCUGCUUCAGAGUGGAGGGUUAUGAUUUCUUGUGUCAUAAGGCCUUUUUCUGUGGACGCAGUGAUUAUUUUAAAGCCUUACUGGAGGAUCACUUCAGCGAGGGAGAGCAGCUGCAGUCCCAGCCCAGCACCCCCAUGCUUACGUUACACAACAUCCCCCAUGAAAUCUUCAUCCACAUCAUGUACUACAUCUACACGGACGACACGGAGCUGAGGAUGGAGGACGUGUUUGAUGUUCUGUGCGUAGCUGACAUGUACCUGCUGCCGGGGUUGAAGCGUCUCUGUGGGAAGACACUCGCGAAGACAAUAUGCGAGGAAAACGUCCUGCACAUGUGGAAGACGGCCAAGCUUUUCCGUCUCUCUCGGCUGGAAGAUCAAUGCACAGAGUUCAUGGCCAAGAUCAUUGAGCGGCUGGUGGAGCAGGCUGAGUUUGCGGAGAUCAUCAAGGAGGAUGCUGCAUCGCUGGAGGAGCGACAGGAGACGGACUCCGUCCCUCUGGUGGACGACAUCCGCUACCACAUUGCCAGCAACGUGCAGACGUACAGUGCGAUCGAAGAGGCCAAUCAGAAGCUGGAGGCCUUGGAGGAGCUGCUUUCUAGCAUUAAUAUUGACUGCUGAAUGGAGUUAUUGUGUGUCAGAUGUAGAUUGCUUAAUUGUACUCUGAAAACAUGAAAUGGAAAUACAUAAACACUUGUAUGUUUGUUCAUUCCAACUUCAGCGUAUCACAGAUCUGAAAGGAGCUUGUGUCAUACUCAGAAGUUACUAAUCCGACUGAUAGUUCAGAACCUCCUAAUAGCGGAUUUACUAAAUGUUUCAAAAUAAUAUUGAGUUGAAGUGAAUCUGCUGAUCAAAGUCUACAAAAUGGGUUGUGAAUAUGUUGUGUUUUACAUUUAUACAACAGUUUGCAGCAAACAUGCAUGGAUUACAUUUGUUUUUGCCACCAGAUGUGUCAGAUUGGGUUUGACACGACAGUUUUACCUGAAGCAGAGGGCGGAGGCGGCAGAGUGACCUCGGCUCGGACGAUCGAGGAGAGAUUCAAAGCUGAGUGAAUGUUUGUUUUCAACUUUUUACACAGCAUCACUUUUGCAUCAGAUGUUUAUUUAAAGUGAAAACUGUGUAACUGAUGCAAUAGUUAAGUGGUAUAAAAAAUAAAAAAUAUGAUCCACUCCAUUACCUCCACCUAAAAGACUGAUGUACAUUUUAGCUGUUUUUGAUGGUGGAAAUCUUCUAAUCUUGACUCCCAAUAGGAACUUUUCCCUGAUUCUCCCGACUGAAGGUGCUCUGACUGACAUUUACUGCCAGUUAAAUAUCAAAAGCUCUACUUCACUUCCUAAAAUAUCAACCUGAAUGUGUCAAUUGGAAAUGUGGUUUUGCAACAUGUUCAUAACAUGUGAAACUUCUUUGAAUUUCCUUUUUUAUAUAUACAAAAAGAACAGAGACAAUGCCACGUUCUAGAAAACAAAAUGAAAACUGUUUAAAAUAAUAAAAUGUCCCGUUAUUUGUUAAGAGGAAAUAUUUUAUGUAUAAAUUUCUUAUUUUGAUGUUACUUUUCCAGCUCCUGUUCACCUCGCCCUGUCUUCUGUGUUGAUAUUUACUUUCAGCCCCCUUGAACACUCACGCACUUUAACUUCAGAUGAAUUCACUUUGCAGCAAAUCCCCUUUGCCUUAUUGUGUGUAACCUAAAACCUGGUUCUGCAUAGCGUUGGCCUUUGACCUCCUGCUUGUAUGAAAACUAUGUGACUGUCGCACCAAUAAAACAUGGCACAAAGCAAAAA